CGGCACUAGGACCCAGUAGGCUGGGGCUGCGGCGGGGCCUGGGCGGCCUGCGGAGAGCGGACCCCGGCUCUCGGCUCCCGGCGCCAUGUGAGGGGGCUCGGGGGCCGCGGGGGGCCGGGCGCUCCCCGGCGGAGGUGUGACCCGUCUUCCCUGCCUCCCGGCCCAACUGCAGGACGCUGGCCCCCACCCCUCAGCAGACGCCGGAGAGAGAUGAGUAGCAGCAAAGAGCAGCGGUCAGUAGUGUUCGUGGUCCUCUUUGCCCUCAUCACCAUCCUCAUCCUCUACAGCUCCAACAGUGCCAAUGAGGUCUUCCAUUAUGGCUCCCUGCGGGGUCACAGCCACCGGCCCAUCAACCUCAAAAAGUGGAGCAUCACCAAUGGCUACGUCCCCCUUCUGGGCAACAAGACGCUGCCCUCCCGGUGCCACCAAUGUGUGAUUGUCACCAGCUCCAGCCACCUGCUGGGCACCAAGUUGGGCCCUGAGAUUGAGCGGGCUGAGUGCACCAUCCGCAUGAACGAUGCUCCCACCACAGGCUACUCAGCUGAUGUGGGCAACAAGACCACCUUCCGUGUGGUGGCCCAUUCUAGUGUAUUCCGUGUGCUGCGAAGGCCCCAGGAGUUCGUCAACCGGACCCCUGAAACUGUAUUCAUCUUCUGGGGUCCCCCAAGCAAGAUGGAGAAGCCCCAGGGCAGCCUUGUGCGUGUCAUCCAGCGGGCAGGCCUGGUGUUCCCCAACAUGGAGGCCUACGCCGUCUCUCCCUCCCGCAUGCACCAAUUUGACGACCUCUUCCGGGGUGAGACGGGCAAAGACAGGGAGAAGUCCCACUCGUGGUUGAGCACGGGCUGGUUCACCAUGGUGAUUGCAGUGGAGUUGUGUGACCAUGUGCACGUGUAUGGCAUGGUCCCCCCUGACUACUGCAGCAGCCCCGCCUGCAGCGCAUGCCCUACCACUACUAUGAGCCCAAGGGGCCGGAUGAGUGUGUCACCUACAUCCAGAAUGAGCACAGCCACAAGGGCAACCACCACCGCUUCAUCACCGAGAAGAGGGUCUUCUCGUCCUGGGCCCAGCUGUAUGGCAUCACCUUCUCCCACCCCUCCUGGACCUAGGCCACCCUGCCUAGGGACACAGGAGAACGGCUUGCCGCUCAGCCACUCAACCACGGAGCAUCUCCUGGCCAGUCAAGGCUGGCCAGAGUGUUUCCCGGCCAAUCAGGGCCUUGAAGAGGAUAUAUCUUCCAGCCAGUCAGGGCCUGGUCAUAUCUCUUGGUCAAUCAGGGAUUUGGGAUUCUGUGUGGUUAAUCAGGGUGUCAGAGAGGUAUUUGUAUCCAAUCAGGGUUUGAGCAUAGUCAGUCAGGGUAUGGGACUAUUUCUGAGCCAGUCUAGGCCAACAACAUGUCCUUUCCCAUGAGGCCUUGGUUCAGAGCCCCAGGAAUGGACCCCCAAAUCACUCCUCACGUGGGGGUGGGACAAUGGGGUCCUGUCCCAAGAAGUUGGGAACUUUGUGUGACUCCUUCACCUCCCAGUGCUAGAAAGAGACGUUGUGUGGGGGUAGGAGCUGUCUGGAAGCUGAGCCAGAGAAUUUAUGGGGGUUGUGGGGAGGUUCCAGAAGUCGAAGUCCUGAAUCUGGGUCUGGGCCCUGCCAAGUGACCUUGGGAAAAUCCCUCCCCUUCUCUGGGGACCCUUCUGCCUGUGUCAGGU
Messenger RNA from Trichechus manatus latirostris (Florida manatee), 1697 nucleotides. RefSeq names its product ST6 N-acetylgalactosaminide alpha-2,6-sialyltransferase 6 (gene ST6GALNAC6). NCBI's taxonomy places the organism in Eukaryota, Metazoa, Chordata, Mammalia, Sirenia, Trichechidae. The transcript is spliced from 6 exons. The record is from RefSeq and is a predicted model, not a curated record. Gene Ontology annotation, biological process: oligosaccharide metabolic process; ganglioside biosynthetic process. Gene Ontology annotation, molecular function: alpha-N-acetylgalactosaminide alpha-2,6-sialyltransferase activity. Bases 211 to 1407 code for a protein of 398 amino acids.